Molecule: messenger RNA, 777 nt
Organism: Oldenlandia corymbosa var. corymbosa
Lineage: Eukaryota; Viridiplantae; Streptophyta; Magnoliopsida; Gentianales; Rubiaceae
Source: the annotation of a GenBank genome assembly
AUGCCAUGCUUAUUCGAUAGAAGGGAUGUGUUUGUGUGCUUGUUGAACGACCUUACCCGGGAAGAAGUUGAGAUCUUGGAUCCUUUAGUUUGGAUACUUCGUUAUGAUUCUGUGCGCUGUUUGGAAGCCGUGCUGAAUGGAGAAACCGCUGGAUUGUUCGAAAUCGAUGUCAAUUCUGUUCCAUUCGAAAGCUCUGAUGAACGAUUAGAAUUAGUUCCCAUAUUGCACGCCGUUUGUAGUUAUGGUCUUAGUGUAGCCUCUGAGAUAACCAAAUUCUGUCUGCCUGCAAAUGAGUCUCAGAGAGAGGAUGGUGAAGUUGUGAGUGUUGAAAUCGAACAAGAAUUACUCAAGUACGUGAACGAAGGAAAACUACUUGAAUUGACUGCCUUAUUGAUGUUUGCUCGCGAUAUCGUAACGCCUAGUUUGGAAGGGGGCUCUAAAAUUCGAGACUUUGUUCUCCAAGAGAUUGCAGCUCUGAAAAUAUCCACAUCGUGGGAGGAUUCUUACCACAGUGCAUCUCGCAAGGCAAUAGGUAAUAAUGAGUCUACGCCAGGGUCAUCGCUUUGGUUGUUGAACAAGAUAAAAUUAUUGCACAGUAUAAACUGCCAUAUUGAACCCAACUUUUCACUUCGAUUAUAUCAUACGCAUCAUUUUGUGCGAGGCCGGCGUCGGUUUGGUACUUCAGUAAUGGGAAAGAAAGUUGGUUCGUCCUUCCACCUCAAACAUCAUUUUGUGAGAGCUAGUGGCGGUCUGGAAUCAACCACAACAGUAGUAUAA